AAGUUCAUCUUUCAUUCAGCUGAAGGGCAGCUGUUCAAAUGGCCUCAGAAGGGCAAAGUGAGAAUGCAGAGUGUCUGCUGGAGCCUCAUACAUCUCCCGUUCGGAAUGACAUCGCGUUUCAGUGGGGAGCCAUUCUCGCUGCAGUGAAAGAUCAGCUCCCAUCUCUGGACUCUGACACUUCCACAUCUGAUUGUGAGAGYGAYGAGGAGCUUUUCAUCUUCCAACGAAAACAUCCAAACUUAAUUCCUGACCUGUCAGAAGAACUGAUGGAAUUUUCCUGGGAACACUCGAAUAUGCAGCAAAUACAGGAAACAGCAAGACAUCCRUGGAAGGUCUGGAAUGAAGACCUGGAAAGUUUUGGCUUGCAGAAAGAAACAGAGGGUGUCAAAGUCUCUGCAAAAAAACAUGUGCAAGUGAUUAAAGAUGAAACCUCCAGUCUUGCCAGCYAUAUUGAGGAAAUUCCAGGGCCAAAAAGAACUGUUCUUGAAGAAUCUCUUGCAGAUUCUUUUGCAGAUCAAUUUGAAGAGAAGGAACUGGACAGGAGACAGGAUGGGGAGACAGAGGAAUUUUGGCCUGAUAUAGUGUUCUCUAUGGAAGAGCCAAGCAAUAAAAAAGAGAGAAGAAAAUUGAUAGAGACAAAAAUACUCUCUAAAGUAUUUCUGGAGCCAUCMCCAAGCCACACAGAGCUAAAAGUUGAGCCAGCCUUGGAGGCCACUAGUGUCAUUACAGAACAAACCACUGAGGAGGAAACUUUCUCACAUGAACAUCCUCAAGAACUAAUCCAUUUGUCAUUGAAGGAUAUUGAGAAAUGGGAUCUAGACAAGAUUCUUGAGGAGAUGGAGCAGCAGAAGAGUGAUUGCACCUGCUUAGAGAAAGUUGCCUGCUCUUCAGCACAUCCUGAGACCUUGAGGGCUAGGUCUGAAAAUGAGCUCAUGAAAAAGCUAGAAGAGCUGUGUGCCAGGCAAUCCAAGACAUCUUCUCCAUGCUGCAAGUGGCUGUCAGCCAAGCUCUCCUCUCAAGAACAGCAACAGAAUAAGAAGGAUGUUGCCUUCCUGUUGUCUUCACCAAAUUCUGUAAGGAUGAAYGUGAUGAAAUUACAGCACCCACCAGAGCCUCCAACAGUUUACAUUGAUUUAAGAGAUGCCAAACCACAGAAGUCAGUAUCAUUCCCUGCUGAAAAACAAAGUGAAAGUGACAGCUCCACUGAAGAAGAAGAAGAAACUGUGACAUCUACGGACCAAGCAAAAAGGAUAAUAAAGAAUUGUUCGGGGAAAAGCCUGCUGCUGCAACAACUCCAUGCAGCCCGUAAAGAAGCCUCCAGGCAUCUUUGUAAAACUUCUACACCAGCUCAAAGACUUGAAGGCACAAAACAAGAUMCGGAGGAUUUGGAAGAGACGGGUGCCUUGAAAGUCAGGCGAAAACGGUAUUUUAAAGUGAGACAAGAGACCAGCAAGGUGAUUUCCAGGAGAGAAGAAAGAGAGCUAUCCCAAAAGGAAGUUCAGAUGAAAGAGAAACACAGGAGAAAGAGCUUCCAAGAGCAACUGGAGAGAUAUCAGCCUCAGCUCUCAGUUACUGGAAAGCAGCCCAUGGCAGAGAAAACACCCGUUUUGUUCCACAUGGAAACCUCCUAUUUGCCAGAUAUUGAUACCUUGCCUAGCCCAGGCGCUGUGAGGAAGGAGAUGCUGCUAAUGACAAUUUGGCUGUCGAGUUGUGGCCAGGUAGYUGCACCUGAGCACAGUGAGCAGGUGCCUAACGCGGCGCUGACAGCGGCCAACAUGUUCCAGGCCCUUGUGGCAUGGCUGCUUUCUCUGGUGCCUCCUGUGCAAGCCCAAAGCAGCACCAAGGUCUGGAAGAAUGAAACYAAGGAAGAUUUACUGGAAACAUCCACUCUUUACCAGAAGAUCUCUGCAUUUCUGUCCCAUACGUGGCUUCCAGAUGUUAUCUGGUGGAGUGCAGAGCUGGCCCAUCGCUUCCAAGACCAGCCAUGCCUACUUUCUCCUGAAAUUCCCUCUGUCUUGCUYAGUGACAUCACUGCUGUUAAUCCUGAUCCUCAGGCCGUGGAGAAGGUUUUUGAAGUUCCAGCUGGGUUUUACUGGCAGACAGUAGAAACUACUGAGACCUAUUUCCCCAACAGCAGCACCAUCGAGGCUAGCRGAGAUGCAGACACUGAGGUUGCCAUGGUGCUGCUGUUGGAAACCCUGUUCCGCCGUCCCCUUGCUGUCCAUCACAUGCUGCAGCUGGUCCUCACUGCUGGUUUGGAUAUCUGUGGACUCCGCCUGCUCUAUCCUCAGCAUGAGGUGCUGCUCUCUAGCUCAGAAAAACUGCCUCCUUCCUAUGCUCCAGAGACCGGCAAGAUGCCACCCGUGCUGGCCUUGGGUGCAAGAGGGCCUGAGGCCUGCAGCACCCUGCAGAACAUCAUGGGCCCCUGGGACCCCCAGCUGGCCCAGGUGACAGACGGCGCUUCCAUCAACGGCCUCUACUGCCGAGGCCGAGCGGAGCCUCUCGCCUACCUGCCGUGCCUGGAGAGCCGUGUGCACAGGGAGCUCUGCCUCUGGUUUGGAGGGAGAGCUGCUGCUGCACGGCCUGGUGUCCCCAGCCCGGCUUGUGGCUAUCUCGGAGCAAGACCUCAGAGUUCUUCAUCAGCUGGAGCAGAAGAGGAGGAGGAAAAGGUUCUUCUGCAGGGUCCAUUGCUGUCUCAAGCUCCUGCAACACUCGUUGCAACCACCAAAGGGGACAUCAUUUUGUUGGUGUCACCUGUGGUAUCACCUCAUACCUACGGUACCGUGAUUUCAGCCUGUACUCGUCGGGGGUUUGUUCUGCAAGGAGUCAGACAGCUGCUGCUUUCCCCCAAGCAAGCCCUUGUGCUGAGCAUGACAACAAGUCAGGCUGCUGUAUUUUGCCCCAGCAAGAUUUCAAUUUCAGCUGAUAGCCACUCUGAAGGAGGUGAACUUUGUGCUGAGCCACGCAGGCACUGUCUAAUUUUAUUGCUGAGAAAGGAGAAUGCAAGUCAUCAUGUUCCUGCCUUGCUAAAAGCCCUGACAAAUGAGCUGGUGAAACACGACCUUCUUGGAGAUGGGCAGAGCAGCUCAUGGGCCACUGGGCUGGAGUCUUCCACGUUUUUCCAUGUGGCUCCUUACACUGAGACCUUGCUACAGACACUGGGAGGCAAUCCCAGUGCAGUGCCAGACUGCUGUACCAUUCCUCUGGAUGUUUUGUGCAAUCGAACAUAUGCUUCUGAGCCUGAGAUGGAGCAAGUUGUCAUGCUGACACUGAUCGGAAUGGACGCCAUGAAGAGUGCUGGAGAACUCCUUCAGCAGAUCCUUCUUCCUGAGGGCAAUAAGCAACCUCACAAUGCAGAAGAACCGGAUUCAGGAUUUGAGCUUCUAGGUCUGAAGUGGCUCCCCCACCUCACUCGAAGUCAGGCUAGAGAAAUAACCCCUUUUGAGGUGGGAGAUGUUUCCUGGCAAAGAAGCAUUGAGACACUCAUGUCAAACCCAGUGCUUGUCUGUGCRUUACGACGAAUCAAUGCCAUCAAAGUUCUUGCAGACACGUUGGAGAGGUUACCACCGUGCAGGGAGAAGCUGGGCAAAAGUAACWGUGUUCUACAGAGAGUAAUGGCCUUGACCCCAGAGAUGACAUUCAGACAAGCUGUCCUUUUCUUCACAGAGAGAGAUUUUGUAACUGAUGCAGAACACCGCCCUGCCAUGAAGUACUGCCACCACCUGGCAAGAGGUCUAAGGCUGAAGAUAGGAUCAGAAUGGGUGAGACCUGGAGAUGUCAUGUGGAAUCACUCUUCACCUAUUUGCAAACAGGAGCCCAGGUUCUUUGCACAGUGUUGCUCAUCAAACCUGGUGCCUGGGCCCGCGGCCUUGCUAAGAUCCUCCGACAACUAGACCUAGAAAAAUUCACUGUGGUGGGAAUGAAACACACAAACCUGGAACCAGACGUUGCCUUGG
This is a messenger RNA of Nothoprocta perdicaria, 3956 nucleotides long. It is a transcript of the gene DNAAF8, whose product is annotated as chromosome unknown C16orf71 homolog. Gene Ontology annotation, molecular function: dynein complex binding. The transcript is spliced from 25 exons. Gene Ontology annotation, cellular component: dynein axonemal particle. Lineage: Eukaryota; Metazoa; Chordata; Aves; Tinamiformes; Tinamidae. The record is from RefSeq and is a predicted model, not a curated record. The coding region runs from base 39 to 3893 and encodes 1284 amino acids.